Molecule: messenger RNA, 4542 nt
Organism: Anopheles arabiensis
Lineage: Eukaryota; Metazoa; Arthropoda; Insecta; Diptera; Culicidae
Gene: Syx1A
Product: syntaxin-1A
Exons: 11
Coding region: 602-1483 (293 amino acids)
Biological process (GO): exocytosis; intracellular protein transport; synaptic vesicle fusion to presynaptic active zone membrane
Cellular component (GO): SNARE complex; presynaptic active zone membrane; synaptic vesicle
Molecular function (GO): SNARE binding; SNAP receptor activity
Source: RefSeq, a predicted model, not a curated record
UAUGUGUGUAUGCGUGUGUUGGGAUUGGGCAAGACCAGAAAUGGUAUCGCGAUGAGCGUGGUAGCAUGAAAGUGUUUCCUCGGCAAAAAGUGUUUUUCCGCGAGUAAUCUGCAUCGGUGGGAAAUGUGCUUGGCGCAGUGGUGAAAAGGUGUGAAAGAGUGUGAAGAGUUUAGGUGGUGCAAAUUGCAAUCGUAGCGGCUACAGUCAGUGGAAAAAAUAGUGGUUUACAGCUCUCGAAGAUAUAUUGUCCCAUCCCUUCGCGAAAUAGCUUGCUCGACCAUCCCGCGGUAUCGUUGUCCCAAACCUCAUCAACCAAAACGGGAAACUAGAGUGUGGCCGCCGAUCGAUCGAUCGAACAAGUCUCAGUGAGUGCUGGCCGCAUUUGCUGCAGUGCGUCCAGUGGAAUAGCAGAUUGGAAAACCGGAGACUUCACGGUGUGCUGGUUUCCGCGGAAAACAUCGAACACGGCCGAAAAGAUAGCGACAGAUUAGAGGACAAACAGACGAACAUACCGACACGCACACAUACCACCACAUAUACGGUGUACAUUCCCUUACAGGACGUGUGUAGAGGGAGCCACCGACGAUAAGAAGCGGUCAAAAUGACGAAGGACAGAUUAGCAGCCCUGCAAGCGGAUAUAGAGGCACAGAGCGAUGAUGAGGACAUGCCCGAAGAUGUGGCUGUCCCGGUGGAGGGCAGCUUCAUGGAAGAUUUCUUCAAAGAGGUGGAAGAGAUACGGAUGAUGAUCGACAAGAUUCAGGCUAAUGUCGAAGAAGUGAAGAAAAAACACAGUGCCAUCCUAUCGGCCCCACAGUCGGACGAGAAAACUAAACAAGAACUCGAAGACCUAAUGGCUGAUAUCAAAAAAACUGCCAACAGAGUAAGAGGGAAGCUUAAGGGUAUCGAGCAAAACAUUGAACAGGAGGAGCAGCAAAGCAAGUCGAAUGCUGACCUGAGGAUACGAAAAACGCAACAUUCGGCUCUGUCGCGCAAGUUUGUCGAGGUCAUGACGGAGUACAACCGGACCCAGACGGACUACCGAGAGCGUUGCAAAGGAAGAAUACAACGACAGCUGGAAAUUACGGGUAGAGCUACAACUAACGAAGAACUGGAGGAAAUGUUAGAGCAAGGAAACUCAGCCGUCUUCACGCAGGGGAUCAUCAUGGAGACUCAGCAAGCCAAGCAAACGUUGGCAGAUAUCGAAGCUCGACAUGCGGAUAUUAUAAAAUUGGAAAAUUCAAUUAGGGAACUGCAUGAUAUGUUCAUGGAUAUGGCUAUGUUGGUUGAGAGUCAGGGUGAAAUGAUUGAUCGUAUAGAAUAUCACGUCGAACAUGCAAUGGAUUAUGUUCAAACAGCGACACAAGACACAAAGAAAGCGCUUAAAUAUCAAAGCAAAGCCCGCCGGAAGAAGAUUAUGAUCCUGAUCUGUUUGACCGUGCUCGGGCUGAUUGUUGCAUCCUACGUCAGUAGCUACUUCAUGUAAAAGGAACACUAAGAUGAAAUUGAUGUAUGGAUACCGCAUUACAUACAAGGCGUGAAACAUUGCGGCUAUGCGUUUGAAAUCUCUGACAAACAACAACAAAUCAGUGUUGUUACACAUCCAUACACAACCGGUAAAAAAAGGAUUGAUUCUGGGAUCUGGACAUAUUCUAGCGUAAUUUCCAUCGUAAUAACACAACGGCAAACGACCAAAAAUGCUUCAUCCAAAACAAGAGAGAGCGAGAGAGUUAGACAAAGAAAGUAAAAGCGAGAGAGAGAGAGAGAGAGAGAGAGAGAGAGUGUGGGAGAAAAAAAGAAAAAUAGAACGCGAAAAUGAGUACAUUUCUUCGUAGGUUAUGUUGAUCACUGGAGCAAUAUCGAGCAGGAUAUGUUUGCCAUAUCUACAAAAUAAACUCCACAGUUAAUUGUAUCGUUCAUUGGGAAGCAAACAGAACAAAGAGAACCACACAAACGUAUUCGCCAACAGCGGACUCCUACAGGCGAUGAACAACUGCAUUGCACAACUGCAGUGUGUGUGUGCGCGCUGGUGUGCAUGUGUACCGAUAAAUGGUGCCUAGGCCGCAUUUUCAGUCCAAAUCCGUACCACCAAUAUUUCUGUAUUUUUAGUUUGGUAUUGCAUUCAACAGCUUCGAACUUUCGACGACGAUUUAGGCGAAAGAUGGAAUGCAAAAAGAAGCAAUGUGUGGCCGGCAGUAGUACUAACAUCGUUCAUGUUCAAAUAGUCGUGUACUACGAGAAACUGCUAAUAAAUUGACUGCCAAUGAUAAUGACAGGACAGUCAUAGAAAGAAAGAAAGCGAUCUCUAUGGAAACCAACUACGCUACGCAGAUUUGAUCGUGCCAGGUGCAUGGAGCUAAAGUAAUUUAAAGAUUACUAGCGGUAAACUCCUCCUUCCGAAUUGUUUGCGACUAUUGUCAACCAGUUUCCAAUUGUGCAUAGUUCAGUAAUUGCGGAUGUCUCAACUGAGCCGCUUCUUUUUCGCCAAUCUCUGCAUCCUUUUGUUUACGUAUGGAAACACUUUUGAUGCAAGGUAUGGCUAUCAUCAUCGCUUUUCAAAUGCCAUCAUUCAUAUUGCACCGUAAAGAAGAAAAGAACUGGUAGAAAACACAAGUGACGGUUGCCGUGCAGAAGCGAUUCGAAGCCAAUGUGAAAGCCAAUAUGUAAGAACAACAAAAGAGAAAGAAGAAACAAUCAAAUAGCUCCGCAAUCAAAACAAAUCAAACAGACGAGGAAUGAAAUGUGAAGAGCAUCAGACCGGAGUACAUUCAAAUGCCACAUAGAAAUUAAAUCAAGAUAGAAACGACAUAACUCUUCAAGCGCUCCAAUUUUAUCUUACUACUCACCUCAGCACAACAGUGUCUAUCUCUUUUCAAGUAUAUAUAAAUUGUCACAGGUGUCGCCAUACUUGCACAUACUGCUGUGCGCAAUUAUUCUUGAUAAAUUACAGAACGUUACUUGCGUGUUACACCAGAACCAAGAGAAAACAAAAUCGCGAUAUUACCGUGUUCAACAUGCCAUACACAACCAUCAAUCCAUCCAGCAGCAGCAGCAGCAGCAGUGGCGGUUCAGAAGCCGAACGUUCACCACACGUUCACAUUGACGUUUGCUACUGACGAGUUCAAUCGCAUUCAUCGGACAGGCAGACAGGCAGGCAGGCCGGACUCAUAGCAAGUAACGUCCGAUGCUCGUUCGACAACUAAAACAACAGCAUUCAGAACAGCAAGCACAAUAAUGGUCGACUGAACGCCGUAUCCCAUCGUGCCGCAUGUGUUGUGAGCUCGGUUAUUGUCGCUUGAUAGUGCUCAGCAAUGUACCAUUUGGUUGCCUUUUUGUUUGGGGAGUUCUGGUGUAGCUACAUCGGCAUGGCUUGGUAACAACAAAACAACAAUACAAAGAAAGAGAGAGAGAGGAGAGGUCGAGUAAGCGAGUGAGUGACAGAAAGUGCUUAACAAAUUACAGACACGGGGCAACCGAAUAAACCGAACCGAUGAUUGUUAAGUGCAACAUUCUUCGAGUCUUCAAGAAUGAUGAAACGCAUAGGCAUAGGCAGCGAGUAGAAUACAUUUUAAAUAUGACGACAAUGGCAAUAAAUGUGAACAUAGAUAAGGAUAUAAAGAAACGCCUGCCGCAAAACAAUAGAUCCAUUUUGCUCGAUUUUCGGUCACCUAAAAUUGCAUAAAAGCUAUAAUAAUGCGCGAUUAUAACGAUACUACUCCAAAUUUGACUUUUCAUGUACAGUGUUGUGGCUGGAGCGGCACGUACACCUAAUUGGGUUGCAUAUUAUCAAGGCUAGAAAUGAUGUAUCUUUGCAUAUCCGACUCUCUGCUUUGAUGUGGUUCGAUAGCACGUUUGUUUUGUGUUUGGUAUUCUGAAGAUAAGAAGACAUGAAAAGAAGAAGAAAAUCACGUGUGUCAGAAAACAGCAAUUGAACGUCAUAACGUAUAUUGUUCAAACAAAAUGUGUGAUAAUAAUUAAUUCGAAAAAUACUCUCAAAACACAAACACCCUCACGUACGUACACGCACUGUACGCACUGCUGCUUGGUCCCGAGCGGCGGGAGUGCAACGGAUUGGGCGGAAGUAGGAAUGACAUCUACUACUACUACUACUUAAGCAACACAAACACAACACGACGACUACCCAAAACGACAACAAAUAGCAUAUUUAAGAGUAGGUGAUACACAUACACUCAAACACGGGCACGUAAAAGGUGUAAAAAAUGGUAAAGCAACUGCACGAUAUCACGACACAAUAUACUAAUAUUCAGCGUGUGCAAGUAUGGAAUGAUGGUGUCUCGCUCAAGACCCAGUUCGAUGUUAGUUGAUGAGCCUUCCAAUAACAACAAAAACAACAACCAAAAGAAAUGGAAAAAUGGGGCACUCACGGGGAUAAGUGUGUAGGCAUAUAUGGUUUUUAAUUACUCACAUUCACUUAAGUCACCAGAACGAAAAAAAAAACUGCAUUUUGUGUGCAAUUUUGCGCUUCCAAUUCCAACUGUAACAGCAGCAACACGUACGACACGUGCACCACACGAGAAUAGUCAA